AUCAAAAAGAUUAUUUAUCUGAAAUUCUUGAAAGAUUAGGUUUAGAAGAUUCAAAGAAUCGACUUCUUACGAUGUUUGAUAAAGAUAUGUCAAAAGAAGACAAUAAUAAUCAAAAACAAAAAGGAAAGAAAUUUGAGAUGCCAAAUUUAUCAUUAGAUAUAUCCGAUGCAAGAUUUCAAAUGCUGUGGCAACGUGAAGUUUUGGAUGUAAUUGACAAUAAUGAAUCAGCAUUGGUUUGUUGUCCAACGUCGUCUGGAAAAACGUUCAUUUCUUUUUAUGCUAUGGAAAAAAUUUUGCGUGAUGAUGAUGAAG
This is a messenger RNA of Dentiscutata heterogama, 312 nucleotides long. The record is from the annotation of a GenBank genome assembly. NCBI's taxonomy places the organism in Eukaryota, Fungi, Glomeromycota, Glomeromycetes, Diversisporales, Gigasporaceae.